UCCCCCGCCCCUUCCUUCGCCCCGAACUGAACCUCUGCGUGCGUGCGGAUCAGCGUUAGCUACGGUCAAGAUGUCGAUUUUAUUGCAGAUCAGUGUUUUGGUGGUAAAAAUCCUCACCCUGCCGCUGCUGGUGGUGGACCAGCUGGGUUUCGGCCGGUUUUACAAGCGCGUGUUUCCCGCGAUAAUGUACAAGCUUAGCUUCUCCUACAACAGCAAGAUGGACGAGAAGAAGCGCGAGCUGUUCCGCGAGCUGCAGCGCUUCUCCCCGCGCGGAGGAGGGCCGCUGCGUCUGCUGGAGGUGGGCUGCGGCAGCGGGGCCAACUUCCAGCACUACCCCACCGGCACCAGGGUCACCUGCACAGACCCCAACCCCCACUUCCAGAACUACCUGCAGAAGAGCAUGGACAAGAACGACCACCUGGUGUACGAGAAGUUCGUGGUGGCUUCUGGAGAGGACCUGAGGGUCGUGGAGGAUAACUCUGUGGACGUGGUGGUCUGUACACUGGUCAUGUGCUCGUGCCAAAACACCCCCAAGGUUAUCAGGGAGGCAAAGAGAGUCUUGAGACCGGGUGGAGCAUUCUUCUUUUUAGAGCAUGUGUCAGCAGACCCCUCGACCUGGACAUACUUCCUUCAGCAUGUUUUCCAGCCCUUGAUGUACUAUUUUUUGGAUGGUUGUGAUCCCACACGUGCUACAUGGAAGCACCUGGAGGCAGCUGGUUUCUCUGACUUGCAGUUUUGCCACUUCAGAGCACCCUUUGCUGCUGUCUUCAGUCCACACAUCGUCGGCUACGCUGUGAAAUAAUGUCAGCCCAGUCAGACCCAUUGGACACGUUGGAUUUAUAUAUUUUUUUUUAUCCCAAAUAUUUGGCUUUUGUAAGACCAUUUAUUUAGCCUCAGUGCACUUACAAAAAAUGUUUAUAAAUUGCUUCUUAAGAUUUUAUACAUUUAAUAUGAGGAUGUCCGUGUGACUGACAUGUAAAUCUGCUGCUGAGGUAUACUAUUUGAAUAGAUUUGUGAAAAAGUCAUUCCCUUUAGGGCCUUGCAAGAAAUACAAAUUCAAGGUUUCUAAUGUAUUGCACAAAAGUUUACCCCAUAUUGUGUCUGAAGUGUUUGGGAUAUAAAGAAAGCACAGCACUGCCAUCUAGGGCCCAGCCGGCAAAGUGUGAGUUUUCAUAUACAGGUGCUGGUCAACGAAUUAGAAUAAUUUGAAAUAGUGCAAUCAUGAAAUUCUUUGAAUGCAUUUUUUGUGCAGAAAGCAAAUCAGGUGUUCACCGCACCUGUCCUACUCGUUAGACUAAUCACAGAACUCGUUACCUGGAAAAAAAUUUGCUCAGCUGAGCUUUCCAAAAGGCCCAUUUAGGCCAUUUAACUGUGACACUGUUGUUUUAUUGAAUUAGAAUAAUGGAGAAACCGUUUCAUUGAAUUAGAAUAAAUGCUCGAAUUUUUGUUUUCUGUGAAGAGUGUUCACUGUGCAGUAUAAAGUCAGGGUUGAGUAGAAUUUCUAAGUUGUAAAAUCAAUCAUGGGUAAGCAGCGCGACCUCUCAACCGGAAUAGUGGCUCAAAUUCAAGCCCUUCGCCAACAAGGCUUGACCCAAACUAAAAUUGCUGAGCAGCUCGGCAUCAGCCAGUCUUCCGUCUGCAAAGCUCUCAAGAAAAACUGCAGCAAGUGCACCAACUGUUCCGGCGUCCGAAAAACUUCUGCUCGCGACAACAAGCAGCUGAGAAAGAUCGCAGUCAGCAACCGGUUCAAGUCCACUUCCGAGCUCACCGACUUGUGGAACAAGCAGACCGGCGCUGACGUCUCCAGAUCAACCACUUACCGUCGUCUGCGCGAACUCGGCUUCAAAUCUCGCGUUCCAGCAGUAAAACCGAUGCUGAACAAGAAACAAAUGGAGAAACGGCUGAAGUGGGCCAAAGAACACGGCGAGUGGACUGCUGAAGACUGGCAGAAAGUGGUCUUCAGUGACGAAUCACGCUUCUGCAUCUCCUUCGGUGACCAAGGUCCUCGUGUCUGGCGUCGUGGUGGCGAAACCUACAACCACGAGUGCGUGAAAAGAUCCGUCAAGUUUCCCCAAAGCGUUAUGGUCUGGGGAUGCAUGUCCGCUCGAGGUGUAGUUAAACUCUGCUUCCUCAAGAAGACUGUCAAUGCUGCCGUAUAUCAAGAUGUUCUGGAAACGUUCCUGAUUCCGACUGUUGAGGAACAGUUUGGCGAAGAAGACUUCAUAUUUCAACAGGAUCUUGCACCGGCUCAUGUGGCAAAGUCGACCAAAGAUUGGUUCACUAAAAAACAGCUUGAAGUUUUGCCAUGGCCGGCCAACUCACCUGACCUCAAUGUCAUUGAAAACCUUUGGGCCAUCGUCAAGCGGAAAAUUCGCGACAGAAAGCCUACUACGCUGGACCAACUGAAGCAGAACAUCGCCACUGCCUGGGAAGCUGUGAGUGCGGAAACUUGCAACAAGCUGGUCAAAUCGAUGCCGCGGAGACUUCAGGCAGUCAUACAAGCCAAGGGGGCAGCCACAAAAUACUGAGAAAGUGAUGAUUGUAAUUAUAAUAAAAAUUAUUCUAAUUCAAUGAAACGGUUUCUCCAUUAUUCAAUAAAACAACAGUGUCACAGUUAAAUGGCCUAAAUGGGCCUUUUGGAAAGCUCAGCUGAGCAAAAUAAUAAUAUACAAAACAUGCUUAAUAUUCAACAUAAGCAGAGAUGGCCUUAAAUUACAUAAAUUGCCUUAUAAACACAAAAACAGCACAAAUUUUAUAAAAUCCCGCUAAAACUAGAAACUAGAAUAUUAGAUGAUACAGUGUAUCAAUAGAUCCUUGUUAGUAUGUACUUAGGUUGUAAAAAUAAAAUAAAAAAGAUACUGGGAUUUGAAUCCAAUAAA
This is a messenger RNA of Astyanax mexicanus (Mexican tetra), 2879 nucleotides long. Its product is annotated as putative methyltransferase-like protein 7A. Bases 71 to 802 code for a protein of 243 amino acids. The transcript is spliced from 3 exons. The record is from RefSeq and is a predicted model, not a curated record. Gene Ontology annotation, molecular function: S-adenosylmethionine-dependent methyltransferase activity. NCBI's taxonomy places the organism in Eukaryota, Metazoa, Chordata, Actinopteri, Characiformes, Acestrorhamphidae.